Messenger RNA from Capsella rubella, 3033 nucleotides. Its product is annotated as triacylglycerol lipase SDP1L. Gene Ontology annotation, biological process: lipid metabolic process. The transcript is spliced from 3 exons. Lineage: Eukaryota; Viridiplantae; Streptophyta; Magnoliopsida; Brassicales; Brassicaceae. The record is from RefSeq and is a predicted model, not a curated record. Bases 413 to 2824 code for a protein of 803 amino acids. Gene Ontology annotation, molecular function: triacylglycerol lipase activity.
UUUAGAUUCCCAAAAUUAGAAAGUAUAAAGAUUAGGUUGGGUCGUAGAUCGCCAUUUUUGUCUCUUAGCAAAAAUGAAUCUCAGGUUUCAUUUAAACUAAUUUUCUCUCUCUCUCUUUUCUUCUUCGUUGUAACGAAAUCUUGGAAGGCUCCAUUAUACAUCGGAAUCUUUUCUUUUUCAAUGUUAUCUCACAAAUCCCUAUGCUUCCCAUCACUUGAUGUCUCAUCUUCUUGCUCAAUUUCAUUUCCUAGAGAUUUCUCGUUCUGUUUUUUAAUGGGUUGAUAGUUUAGAGAAAAUUGAUCUUUUGAUUCUUCUGAUCCUGGCUUUACACACAAAAAUCCUGUCAUCUGGUUCGUUUCUUAGUGCCAUCCUAAAAACCAGUGAUUAGGUUCUCGUCUUUGAAUCAGAGACAAUGGAUAUAAGCAACGAAGCAGGCGUUGAUGCGUUCUCAAUUAUAGGACCCACGACUAUAAUCGGAAGAACAAUUGCCUACAGGAUCCUGUUCUGCAACUCAGUGUCUAUAUUCAGACACAAACUCUUUAUAGUUCUCAAGUUUUUCCUAAGAGGAGGUAGGGUUUUACUAUCACCAUUUGUGUCCUUACUACAUCCCAGGAAUCCACAAGGGAUAUUAGCAAUGGUGACCACGAUGGCCUUUCUAUUGAAUCGCUACACAAGCCUAAAAGCAAAGGCUGAGAUGGUUUACAGGAGGAAAUUCUGGAGGAACAUGAUGCGAGCUGCAUUGACAUAUGAGGAAUGGUCUCAUGCCGCAAAGAUGCUGGAUAAAGAGACUCCGAAGGUGAACGAGACAGAUCUUUUUGAUGUGGAGCUUGUGAGAAAUAAGCUUGAGGAGCUUAAGCAUAGACGUCAUGAGGGAUCUCUCAAAGACAUUAUCUUCUGCAUGAGAGCUGAUCUUGUUAGAAAUCUCGGAAACAUGUGUAACCCUGAGCUUCACAAGGGAAGGCUUCAUGUGCCGAGACUAAUUAAAGAGUACAUCGAUGAGGUUUCUACACAGCUUAAGAUGGUUUGUGACACGGAUACUGAAGAGCUUUCUUUGGAGGAGAAACUCUCUUUUAUGCAUGAGACUAGACACGCGUAUGGAAGAACGGCUCUGCUUCUGAGCGGAGGUGCUUCUUUAGGGGCUUUCCAUCUUGGUGUGGUGAAGACGCUUGUGGAACAUAAGCUCUUGCCAAGAAUUAUAGCUGGUUCAAGCGUGGGUUCCGUAAUGUGUGCAGUUGUGGGGACAAGGUCAUGGCCUGAGUUACAGAGCUUCUUUGAAGGCUCUUGGCAUGCUUUACAGUUCUUUGAUCAGAUGGGAGGGAUCUUCACUACUGUGAAACGGGUUAUGACUCAAGGCGCAGUCCAUGAGAUCCGGCAUUUACAAUGGAAGUUGAGGAAUCUCACCAACAAUCUUACAUUCCAAGAAGCUUACGACAUAACAGGACGGAUUCUAGGGAUAACAGUUUGUUCCUUGAGAAAACACGAACCGCCUAGAUGUCUGAAUUAUCUGACUUCGCCUCAUGUUGUGAUAUGGAGUGCAGUGACUGCAUCUUGUGCUUUCCCUGGUCUUUUUGAGGCUCAAGAACUCAUGGCCAAAGAUAGAACUGGAGAGAUUGUUCCUUAUCACCCACCUUUUAACUUAGAUCCUGAAGAGGGCUCAGGAGAAUCAGUUCGGCGCUGGAGGGACGGUAGUUUGGAGAUGGACUUACCGAUGAUGCAACUCAAAGAGCUUUUCAAUGUCAACCAUUUCAUAGUCAGUCAGGCCAACCCUCACAUAGCACCCUUCUUGAGGAUGAAGGAGUUUGUUAGAGCUUGUGGAGGUCGAUUUGCGGCAAAGCUCGCUCAACUCGCGGAGAUGGAAGUGAAGCAUAGAUGUCAUCAAGUACUAGAACUCGGGCUUCCUCUGAGAGAAGUAGCUUCCCUAUUCGCUCAAGAAUGGGAAGGUGAUGUCACUAUCGUCAUGCCAGCUACUUUAUCUCAGUACUUGAAGAUCAUACAGAACCCAAGCAACGUAGAGAUUCAAAAGGCGGCAAAUCAAGGAAGGAGAUGCACCUGGGAGAAACUCGCAGUCAUCAAAGCAAACUUUGGGAUUGAACUAGUCCUGGACGAGUGCGUCGCCGUUCUUAACCACAUGCGCCGCCUUAAACGCAGCGCUGAAAGAGCCGCUGCUUUCUCCGCCAUCUCUUCCUCCCCACCAUCUAAACAUCUCUUGGCUGGAGCCAACAGAUUCAACGCCUCUAAACGAAUCCCUUCCUGGAACUGUAUAGCUCGUCAGAACUCAUCCGGAUCCGUCGAUGAUGAUGUGCUCGCAGAAGCUUCACGGUUGUACCAGCAUAUCGUGGUUGGAUCCGGGAAGAGUAGUAAUAAUCGAACCAGCAACUUAAGCCAUUCGUAUGAAGCAGGAAGCGAAGGAGAUUCUCCAGAAGCUGAAGAUUGGACGAGAUCUGGUGGACCAUUGAUGAGGACAUCGUCAGCUCAGAUGUUCACAGACUACGUUCAGAAUCUCCACGCCGCUGAUCCUGAACAGACGACGAUUGGAGACUCCGAAAGAGCUCCGGAGGUCGAACUGAACGUCGCUGCUUCUUCGUCUUGCAGCAUCACGGUUGCGGAAGGGGAUUAUCUUCAGACGGGAAGAACACACAACGGAUUAGUGUUGAAUCUCGUAAGAGGAGAGAAUUUGAGGAUGAAUCAGGAUGAUAGCCAAAACGACUACGAUGAGUCUCCGGAAAGCGUGCAACUCGAUUCGCCGGAAAAGGACAUUAUUGACGGAGAAAGCUCGGCGUCUGAGGACGGUGAAGAUGCUCAGGCGAAUCUAAUCCACGAGUGACUCUGUAGAAGCUUUGACUGACCAAAGUCAAGAGAAGGACUAGGUUGCAAAAUCCUAAACAGUUACUUCAAAAUUUUGUAGAAUAGUCCUCCAAAAUAUGAAAAAAUAUCAAUUAGUCUUGAUACUGUUUUAAGAUUCAAAUUUCACCAAACAAAUUUUGGUGUUAAUUUCUUCUUCUUCAUUUUUCUUUGUCAUUUUUAUUUUUGUAA